UUUGGCGAGCGCCAGCGGCAAACGAACCGUCUCCAUUCCGUUCUCCACUUCUCCAGAUCCCCUCCGCAAUCUACCUUCGCGCGGCUACCACGGCGCCGGUGCUGAAGCCAGCGACCGUGGCCAUGCAGUCGCCGGAGCCCUCCUCCUCCUCCCCGGUUCUCCUCAAUAUAGGGGGCAAGAAGUACGCGACAACCGUGGAGACGCUGAUGCAGCGGGAGCCCGACUCCAUGCUCGCCGCCAUGUUCAGCGGGCGGCACACGCUCCAUGAUCACCCAACCACGGGGAAGGGAGUGGUCUUCGUGGACAGGGACGGGAAGCACUUCCGCCACGUGCUCAAUUGGCUCAGGGACGGCGCCAUCCCCGUGCUGUCCGAGUCCGACUACCAGCAGCUGCUGCGAGAGGCAGAGUACUACCAGUUGCUCGGUUUAGUCGACUACAUAAACGAGAGGCUGGGUUGGAAGGAAACCGACAAUUCGGAGGCUGAAUUGACACGAAAGGACGUGAUCAAGUGCAUACAAACGCAAAGAGUCAGGUUCCGUGGCGUGAAUCUAUCUGGCCUUGAUCUGUCUAAGCUUGACUUAUCAGAGGUGGACUUCAGCUAUGCAUGCAUUAAGAACACUGAUUUUUCAUAUGCUAACCUUUACAAAGCAAAAUUUGGGCAGCAGGUAGAAGCUUCGUCUUCAUCUUUCCAAAACGCAAUUUUGCGUGAGUGUGAGUUUAUUGGAGCUAAUCUUGAAGAAUCUAUUUUGGAUGGAGCAAACCUUCGAAGUGCCAAUUUACAAGAUGCUUGCUUAACACGAUGUAGCCUCAUUUUAACAGAUCUUCAUUCUGCCCAUUUACAGACUGCUAAUCUUACACAAGCCGACUUAAGAGGAGCUAAUCUUGAAGCGGCCAAUCUCAAGGGUGCCAAGUUGUCAGGUACAAACUUGCAAGGCGCAAAUCUUCAGAGAGCUUACUUGCGAGAAGUUGAUUUGCGUGACACUGUAUGUUCUUUUGUCGUGUCCCGUUUAUUAAGGAUCUUGGGUUCUUCUGUUUACAAUCUGCCUCACGUUCUGUGCAACAAUUGACUGGUGCUAAGCUCGGAGGUGCAAAUCUUCUUGGAGCUAUCAGAUGAUCUACAGAUUGUUCGUGUAGCUUCAUACUGUGUAUACUGUACUACACAAAUUCAUUGGAGGUAAUGCGGCAGGACCAUCUGCGGAGUUCUGGUCUCAAUCAUGAUCGAGAACACAAAUAUUCCUUCUGUUCAAAAAUAAAUCAGUUCCUAGAAUGAUUCUAAGUCGAACUAUCUUAAGUUCGACCAACUUUAUAGGAAAGGAUGGAGUUUAUGUGCUGUUCUUUGUACGCCGCCCUCUGAUUGGAAGUUUAGAAUCUAGCAUGUUAGCUGUCAGAGCUGAAACCAUCACAGCAAGCACAUUUGCUGGGCCCCGAUUGCAGUGGACAGAUGUACCUGUAUUGCUGUUGAUUCAA
This is a messenger RNA of Zea mays, 1467 nucleotides long. RefSeq lists its product as uncharacterized. NCBI's taxonomy places the organism in Eukaryota, Viridiplantae, Streptophyta, Magnoliopsida, Poales, Poaceae. The coding region runs from base 123 to 1067 and encodes 314 amino acids. The transcript is spliced from 11 exons. Gene Ontology annotation, molecular function: protein binding. The record is from RefSeq and is a predicted model, not a curated record. Gene Ontology annotation, biological process: protein homooligomerization.